CAUAGCUAAAAACGAAGUACAGUGCAACGCCAUAUUUCACUAAUACAUCAUAAAUCGUUGAAAGUACCCGCGUUAUAACGACCAGGAGGAAUCCAACAAAUCAAGCGCCCCUUAGUCCUCCGCGGCGCGCCGGCAACUCUCUAAAACAACCUCAAUGAGCUCUUACUUUGUGAACUCCUUCUCGGGGCGCUACCCAAAUGGCCCCGACUAUCAGCUGCUAAAUUAUGGAGCCGGCAGCGGCGCGAUGAGCGGCGGGACGUUCAGGGACUCUGCCUCCGCCAACAUGCACCACGCGACGGGCUCGUACGGCUACAGCUACAAUGGCAUGGACCUGACCGUCAGCAACCGGGGAGGGGGGAGCGGCGGCGGCGAAGGACAUUUCGGGGGCGGCUCGGUCGUCGGGGACUCCCGGGGCUUCGGCUCCCCGGACACGGACUUUCGACAGACGUCCAGCUGCUCCCUCGCGUCCGCGGCGGAUUCCCUGUUGUCACCGGGCGGCGGCGGGGACGCCAAGCUGGGCGCCCGGAGCUCGUCGCCCCGCUCGGAGCAACCAGGAAGCGGCAACCUCGGCUCUCCAAACCUGUCCUCCGCCUCCUCCUCCAGCGGCGGCGGCGUCGGCGGCGGGAGCUCGGUGCACCGUUUCACGGAGCUGGACGACGCGUCGCCGGACACCGAGGAGCUGCAGCACAACAACCCGCCGCCCCGGACCGGGCAGCAUCCGCAUCGCGCGCAGAGGCAGGAGGGCGGCCCGGCGGGAGCCGCCGCCGCUGGCGGCACGACGGGCGGCGACGCGCAGCCGCCGCAGAUCUUCCCCUGGAUGAGAAAGCUGCACAUUAACCAUGAUAUGACAGGUCCGGACGGGAAGCGCGCGCGCACGGCGUACACGCGCUACCAGACCCUGGAGCUGGAGAAGGAGUUCCACUUCAACCGGUACCUCACGCGGCGGCGGCGGAUCGAGAUCGCGCACGCGCUCUGCCUCACGGAGCGGCAGAUCAAGAUCUGGUUCCAGAACCGGAGGAUGAAGUGGAAGAAGGACAACAAGCUGAAGAGCAUGAGCCUGGCCACCGGCGGCGGCAGCGCCUUCCAGCCGUGAACACACUGAAUAUGUCAAGAAAAUGUCAAGGAAUUUAAAAAAAAAAAAUUUAAAU
Molecule: messenger RNA, 1148 nt
Organism: Pseudoliparis swirei
Lineage: Eukaryota; Metazoa; Chordata; Actinopteri; Perciformes; Liparidae
Gene: hoxb5a
Product: homeobox B5a
Exons: 2
Coding region: 155-1093 (312 amino acids)
Biological process (GO): regulation of transcription by RNA polymerase II; anterior/posterior pattern specification
Cellular component (GO): nucleus
Molecular function (GO): DNA-binding transcription factor activity, RNA polymerase II-specific; RNA polymerase II cis-regulatory region sequence-specific DNA binding
Source: RefSeq, a predicted model, not a curated record